AUUUUAAUCUUCUGGGAUUUAGCCCUGUAAUUACAAAUCUUGGAUCCGCCACUACUUGUUUAUCUUGUUACAAAGUCACUUACAGGCUUUACAUGUGUUAGCUUCACUACAGUAAAUCAUAUCAUUUCUUUGCGUUAUUUUUACUCAACUAUUUUGGCUCUUCAGAUCCUGUAAAAAUGUUAUAUGUUGCAGAGGAAUGUUGUUAACUUAAUUUAAUAAUGGGUGGGAGUGCUGUUGAUGAUUACUGUGUGAUUCCUUCUUAUACCUUUGCACCGCGAACUCUGGUUCUAGUAGGAUGUACGGGGAAUGGAAAAAGUGCCACCGGCAAUACUAUUUUGCAAAGAAAGGUAUUUCAUUCUAAGACCCAAUCUUCUGGGGUCACACAAACUUGUGAGCUGCAUUCUGCUGUCCUUAAAGACGGACAGAUCCUUAAUGUUAUCGACACUCCAGGUUUAUUUGAUUGCUCUGUUAGAACAGAAAUCACUGGCAAAGAAAUUGCCAAGUGUAUCAACAUGGCCAAGGAUGGUAUCCAUGCUGUUCUUGUUGUUCUUUCAGUCAAGACUCGUUUCUCAGAAGGGGAAGAACAAGUCAUCAAUAGCCUGAAAAUAUUAUUUGGAAACAAAUUGACAGAUUACAUGAUUAUUGUUUUCACUGGCGGUGAUGACCUCGACUAUGAUGAGAAAACAUUGGAAGACUAUCUAGGUCAGAAUUGUCCCAAACCACUACAGAAACUUCUUCAUCAAUGUGAAGAUCGAAGGGUUGUCUUUGAUAACAGAACACGUGACCAGAACAAGAAAGAUGAGCAGCUUCAAGAGUUGUUGUCUCUUGUGAAUCUUGUCGUAGUGAAGAAUGGUGGAAAACCAUUUAAAGAUGAGCUAUUCGUCGAAUGGAAGCAGAAUGAAGCUCCAAAGGGUAAAGAUCAGACAGAUGAAGGAACCAAACAGGAGAAUGAGGAGAAAAUAAUUAUGCGAUUAACAGAAAUGAUUGAGUUAAAGUUUAAAGAGAAUAUCAGUAGGCUUGAGCAGCAGCUGGUCGAAGAGAGGUCAAGGUUUGAGCAGCAGAUGGUCGAAGAGAGGUCAAGGCUUGAGCAGCAGCUGGCGGAAGAGAAGGCUGCUAGACAAAGUACAGAGAAGAUGAUGCAGAUUGCUGAAGAGAAGUCAAACGAUAAAAUUCAUAAAAUGAAAGGGAAUUUGGAGAACGUAGAGCGGCAGCUAAGGGAGGCUGCUGGAAGGAUUAACUGUGUUAUUCAGUGAUGAGAUGCAGUUUAACUACUGAUACUUUUGCUACUUUGCAACUUUUAUCUGUACUUUUGGAGUUUUGGCAUGUCAAAUUGCUAUGGAUUGUGUAUUUGUGUGGAUGGUUAAACUAUUUAGAUCUUAUAAGUUGUAUCACUAAGUUUUAUGAAAGCAGAAAUAUAAAUCUGCUUAAUGUUUUUGGACGA
Messenger RNA from Daucus carota subsp. sativus, 1441 nucleotides. RefSeq names its product immune-associated nucleotide-binding protein 9. Gene Ontology annotation, molecular function: GTP binding. The coding region runs from base 219 to 1253 and encodes 344 amino acids. The record is from RefSeq and is a predicted model, not a curated record. The transcript has 6 exons. Lineage: Eukaryota; Viridiplantae; Streptophyta; Magnoliopsida; Apiales; Apiaceae.